AAGAGAGAGAGAGAGAGAGAGAGAGAGAGCAAAAAUGGCAAAGCAGGAAUCAAACUUCUGUGAAGGAAGCUCAGUCGUCUCUGACCUCAUCAACUUCCUCAACGCUUCUCCCACUGCUUUUCACGCCGUCGACGAGGCGAAGAAGCGCCUGCAAAGCGCGGGGUACGAGCAGGUUCUGGAGAGAGAGGAUUGGAAGUUGGAGGCUGGUAAAAAGUACUUUUUCACCAGGAACUACUCCACUAUUGUGGCUUUCGCUAUCGGUAAAAAAUUUGUUGCUGGAAAUGGAUUUCAUGUUAUUGGAGCUCACACUGAUAGUCCUUGUCUCAAAUUGAAGCCGGUUUCGAAGGUAACUAAAGGAGGGUUCUUGGAAGUGGGAGUCCAAACGUACGGAGGUGGCUUGUGGCAUACCUGGUUCGACCGUGACUUGACUAUAGCAGGAAGGGUGAUAGUAAGAGAGGAGAAAGAUGGUUCUGUUUCUUACUCGCAUAGACUUGUCCGGAUUGAGGAGCCUAUUAUGCGGAUUCCUACUCUUGCAAUUCACUUGGACAGGGAUGUUAGAGAGGCGUUUAAGGUGAAUGCACAGAGUCACCUUCUUCCUGUCUUGGCAACAGCGGUCAAGGCAGAGGUCAAUAAAGUAGUUGUGAAAAGUGGCAAAUCUGAUGAGGUGACCUCAGUCAACUCAAAGCAUCACCCUCUUCUGAUACAGCUGCUUGCAGACAAGCUCGGAUGUGAACCAGGCCAUAUAAGUGAUUUUGAAUUGCAAGCCUGUGAUACGCAACCAAGUCUGGUAGCCGGUGCAGCCAAAGAAUUUGUUUUCUCAGGAAGGCUUGAUAAUCUCUGCAUGUCAUUUUGUUCCCUGAAGGCAUUAAUAGACGCAUCAGCUCCUGAAAGCAACCUUGAGGAUGAGACUGGUGUAAGAAUGGUGGCUUUGUUUGAUCAUGAAGAGGUUGGAUCUGACUCUGCUCAAGGGGCUGGGUCUCCAGCCAUGCUGAAUACUCUUUCACGAAUUACACAUUCAUUCACCACAGAUUCUAAGCUGCUUGAGAAAGCAAUACAGAGAAGCUUUCUUGUAUCUGCUGACAUGGCUCAUGCCUUGCAUCCUAAUUAUAUGGAUAAACAUGAGGACAAUCAUCAGCCUAAGUUGCAUGGGGGACUAGUGAUCAAACACAAUGCAAAUCAACGUUAUGCAACCAAUGCUGUAACUUCCUUAAUAUUCAGGGAGAUAGCAAGAAAUCACAGCCUCCCCGUCCAGGAUUUUGUGGUUCGUAAUGACAUGGCUUGUGGUUCAACUAUUGGUCCCAUUCUUGCAAGUGGAGUGGGGAUGCGUACAGUUGACGUAGGUGCACCACAGUUGUCAAUGCACAGCAUAAGAGAAAUGUGCGCUGUUGAUGAUGUGAAGCAUUCAUAUGAGCAUUUCAAAGCAUAUUACCAAGAGUUCACUCACCUGGAUGCAAAGAUCAAAAUAGAUGUGUAGGUCUCUGAUCAUCGUCUUCCCCAGAAGUUUCAUUGGAGUCUGGUUCUCUUGUGUGGCACUUACGCUCCAGAUUAACAGUGGAAUUGCCUUGAUAAUAAGCACCCCAUGUGGGGUAAAAUGCAAUGCCAAAGUGAUUGGUAAAGAUGAAUUAAUUAAGUAGAAUAGCUCAGUUUUUACUUGAGAAACCCAUUUAGUUCCAAAGUGAUUUCAGUUUAUACUCGUCACAGCCACAGAUUUGUUUCACCAUCUUUCAAUAUCAGUUAGGUAUGCGUUUUGAUA
Molecule: messenger RNA, 1753 nt
Organism: Argentina anserina (silverweed cinquefoil)
Lineage: Eukaryota; Viridiplantae; Streptophyta; Magnoliopsida; Rosales; Rosaceae
Product: probable aspartyl aminopeptidase
Exons: 11
Coding region: 35-1474 (479 amino acids)
Biological process (GO): proteolysis
Molecular function (GO): zinc ion binding; aminopeptidase activity
Source: RefSeq, a predicted model, not a curated record